AGCUUGCAGGCUCGCCCUCUGUCGGAAUUCAUGUAGUUUUUUUCCGCCGAUGCUCCGGGCUUGCCUGGUUUUUCCGUUCCUCACCGAGGGGCAGAAGGGCAUUGGCAGUCUGAAUGAUCCUUGCGACUGCAUGCAACAUCACGACUUCUGGGUCGCCUCCCGAAAGGCCCUAGUGGAGAUCUUUUGGACCCCCGGCUAUCCCCUGCGCGCCUUGGAUCCCACGGACCACCUGCACUUCUGGACCCGGCAGCAGUCCUGCAUGUACUCCCCGGAGAACGAGGAGUCUCAUCGGCCCACAGCGCUAUCGGACUGCAUCCCCGGCUUCCUCUUGGUGCACAUCGUCUGCAUGCAGCGGCACGUGGCCAAGCGGAACCCCGAGCGCGCCCUGGACUUCGCCAAUGAGUUGGCGCGGCUGCUGCCUUUCGGGGCCGGGUGCCUGGACCGUGCAGACGGCUGGCCCAUCACCUCCCAGCAGGUCUUGGGCUACUACCGCCGCUUCCGCCGCGCCUUUGCCGCGGGCCCCAACCGCGGCGCGGCCACAGGCGACGCGGAGGCGCGCCGAAGUUGCGCCACGGAGCGGGAGGCGAAGGAGGAGACCACCUCGGAGUGGCCCACGUCGCUGCUGCAGGAGAUGUUCUGGCAGGCUGGGCAAGGUGACGACGCAAGGCAGCUGGGCGAAGAGCCAGACGUUUGUCCUGCAGGCACCUUCCCGCAGCAGGAUGCUUGCUGGCUGCUGGGCAGAGUCGGCGCCAGCUGUCAGGAGGCUUGCGAAGAAGCAGCGAUGCGUGUGAGACUCCGAGAGAAGACCAACGAGCCUGAGCCUUCGCUCAAGUUGUCGCCCGAGCAGUUUCCCGAGCCGCAGGUGCCACACAUCAUCUCCGCCCAGAUUGGCCAGAGGAUGUCUUUGGACAUCCAGCACCCAUGGGCCCCCUUCGAAUGCUACGUGCCAGAGCAGAGUCGGUUCCACUUGGCCGCCACCUGGUUGGAGCAGGACCCUUCCUGGAGCUAUCCUCUUUGUGCUCUGGCCUGUCCCUGCGCACCGGUGCUUGACCUGCAGGAGGUCCUGGAGGCCUUACCUCUCUGGCCGUCGUAGGCACCUUCCGCGUGAGAUCUGCGUGCGGCG
Messenger RNA from Effrenium voratum, 1123 nucleotides. Lineage: Eukaryota; Dinophyceae; Suessiales; Symbiodiniaceae. The record is from the annotation of a GenBank genome assembly.